AUGCCUUCCUUCACGAAAAUUGCCAGCAUUGUGGCUGCUGUGAUCAGUGUUGCCAGCGCCCUUCCGGCCCAGCCCAGGUUCACUGAGAUGCAAGAAAAGAUCUUCAACGUCAUGAAGCGCCAAUCACCUGCUGAACAAGCACUGGGUCUUACUGAUGUCGAUGUCCUACAAUUUGCCCUUACCCUCGAGUGGCUCGAGACGUCCUUCUACCAACAGGGCUUUGCCAUGUUCCCUGAUGACCAGUUUGCUGCUCUGGGCUUGAACCAGCAGCAAAUCACUGACCUCAAGAACAUUGGUCAGACGGAGCAGUCCCACGUGCAGUUUCUGCAGAGUGCCAUCGCUCAGGCCGGUGUCCAGCCCGUCCAGCCGUGCACUUACAACUUUGGCUUCACCGACGCCAAGUCCAUGGUCGCCACCGCCAGUGUGCUCGAGAACGUUGGUGUCUCUGCCUACCUGGGUGCUGCACCCAUCUUGGCUGAUGCCAAGAUUCUCGCCGCCGCCGGCUCUAUCCUCACGGUCGAGUCGCGCCACCAGACAUUUAUCCGCGCUGCUGGCGGCACCACGGCUGUGCCUCAGCCCUUUGACACGCCCCUGGGCCCCAAGGCCGUCUUCUCCUUGGCCGCACCUUUUAUCCAGUCGUGCCCGGCCGGCUCCAACCUGAUCUUGACGGCCUUCCCGGCCUUGACCAUGACCACAGCUGCGCCUGCUGCCCCCGCCGUGCUCGCUGCCGGUACCAACAUCCAGGCCCAGAGCACAGCAGCAGCCGGUGCUCAAUUCUGCGGCUUCACCAACGCCAACAUCCCCGGCGGUACCGCCUUUUCGGCCUUUACCCAGGCUGGAGGCUGCGCUUUGCCUCAAAACCUGGCCGGCAUCACCUACAUGACGCUCACCAACGCAGCCCCCAACACUGGUGUCAUCAGCGACGACAUUAUUGUCGCCGGACCUUCGGUCUUGUCGCUCUAA
Pestalotiopsis fici W106-1 is the source of this 963-nucleotide messenger RNA. RefSeq lists its product as uncharacterized. NCBI's taxonomy places the organism in Eukaryota, Fungi, Ascomycota, Sordariomycetes, Amphisphaeriales, Sporocadaceae. The transcript is spliced from 2 exons. The record is from RefSeq and is a predicted model, not a curated record. Bases 1 to 963 code for a protein of 320 amino acids.